Schistocerca cancellata (South American locust) is the source of this 3861-nucleotide messenger RNA. Its product is annotated as methyl farnesoate epoxidase-like. The coding region runs from base 17 to 1525 and encodes 502 amino acids. Lineage: Eukaryota; Metazoa; Arthropoda; Insecta; Orthoptera; Acrididae. Gene Ontology annotation, cellular component: cytoplasm; intracellular membrane-bounded organelle. The record is from RefSeq and is a predicted model, not a curated record. The transcript is spliced from 9 exons. Gene Ontology annotation, biological process: xenobiotic metabolic process. Gene Ontology annotation, molecular function: iron ion binding; oxidoreductase activity, acting on paired donors, with incorporation or reduction of molecular oxygen, reduced flavin or flavoprotein as one donor, and incorporation of one atom of oxygen; heme binding.
GGGCCAGCCGCCGGCAAUGGGAAGAGACGACAUGCUUUCUCUGGUGCUGCCUCUGCUGCUCGCCGCGGUCGCCCUGGCCGUGUGGCUCUGGGGGCAGCUGAGGCGCCCUCCGGGAUACCCGCCAGGUCCGACAUGGCUUCCCUUGGUGGGCAACUACCAGGACAUCCGCCGGCUGAGCAAGAAGCUGGGAUCGCAGCACGAGGCCUUCACGUACUUAGCCCAGAAGUACGGAUCACCCGUGAUUGGUUUACAUCUGGGCGGCGAGCUGACCGUCAUCGUCUCCACCAGGAGCCUCAUACGCGAGGUGCUCACGCGGCCCGAAUUUGAAGGACGGCCUCGGAACUUCUUCGCGUACCUCCGCAGCCUGGGGCUGCGGAAAGGAGUAACGUUGGUGGAUGGCAAGCUGUGGCAGGAGCAGCGCGCCUUCGUGAUACGACACCUGCGCUCUCUGGGCUUCAGCGGGGCUGCUAUGCAGGCUCAGGUGGAAGAGGAAGUGCGUGCUCUGCUGGAAGAACUGAGCAACAGCUGCGGGAGACCAACACAGAUCAAAAAGCUGCUGGCGCCCUCCGUGCUCAACGUCAUCCUCCAGUUUUGCGCUGGGUACCGCUUCCCGCGCAACGACCGGCGCCUACAGACGCUGCUAGACCUGAUAAACACGCGGUCACGAUCCUUCGACAUGGCUGGAGGCAAACUCAGCGCCAUGCCGUGGUUGCGCUUCAUCCAGCCCGAGGCAACUGGCUACAACGCGAUCAUCAGGUUCAACGAGAUGGCGCGCGCCUAUUUUUUAAAAACUAUCGAAGAACACAAGGCAACAUACACGCCAGGAAAUAAGAGAGAUCUCAUAGAUGCAUUUUUGUAUGAAAUGGCAAAAGCAAAACAGGACCAAGAUGAGAACACGACAUUUACGGAUAACCAGCUUCUUAUGCUGUGCUACGACAUGUUUGUUGCUGGCUCGGAAACGACAGGCAACUCUCUCCGAUUUGCUUUCCUUAUGAUGUUACGACAUCCUGACGUCCAGGAACGAGUGCACAAAGAGAUAAAAGAAGCAAUUGGCACCCACAGGCUCCCAACACUAGAGGACAAAGACAGAUUGGUUUAUACCAGAGCUGCUCUGACGGAGUCACAGAGAAUGUGUCAUGUCAUACCAAUACGGGGAACUCGGCGAGUGCUCGAAGACACCACGCUACACGGCUAUCGUCUUCCAGAGAAUACAGUUGUCCUACUAAAUAUCUGGUCACUGCACAUGGAUAAAGACCAUUGGGGUGAUCCUGAAGUAUAUCGACCAGAGCGUUUCAUUACUGAAACUGGGCAGUUUAGAGAGGAUGAUGCAUUCUUACCAUUUGGUCUUGGUCGACGUCGGUGCUUGGGGGAGCAUUUGGCAAAAUGUUGUUUAUUCCAAAUGUUUGCUGGAAUCUUACAAAAAUUUCAACUUGUUCCUGCAGAUGGUACUGACCUAAAGUAUGCUACUUUGGAGGGCCUUAAUCUUGCUCCAAAACCAUAUGAUAUUAUUUUCAAAUCUCGAUAACAUUGCAACAACACAAAAAUAUAAUUAUUUUCAGUACCAGUAUUAUGACAGCAAUUAAAACCUAAUAGAUGAAUAUGUAUUACUGAAUGGAAAUUAAUUGAAAUUUCAUUUACUUAUCUCCAUACUGCCAUAUCAUCACUUCUUUGAAUUAGUGAGAGAAUAGAAAAGUCUCCAAUGAACAUUAUAAAAUAGAGAUGAGGUUUGUAAAAACUCAUCUACGUAUGAACAAGAAGAGGAGUAUUUUCAUAUUUCUGGUUAUCAAUAUGUGAACUAUAGCUCUCAACUAAUGAUUAAAUUCGAAUGUAGUUUUCCAAUGCAUUUCUGUAAUGUACCUUGCAGUUUAAUUAUACAUAACCCAAGUAAGUACAACAAUUUAUUUAUAGCAAUCUCAGUAACAACGUAUUACUACAUUAUUCUGCUAAGGAAAUGUUUAUUCAGUGAUGCCUGAAAUUAUUGUUUGUGAUUGUAUCUGUUUAUGACAGGUUAAUACACAGCGUACAUUUUUAAAAAAUAAAAAGCAGCAGUUGGAACCCUUCAUGUCCUGCAAACUGAAACUCAUUUCUUAUGAACAACUUGACAUACUCAUUUACAAGGACAGACUCCAGGAUCAAAUUAAAUCGCAGCAUAGGAUGUAUAUGACAAUGGUUACACAACACAUGACUGAAAGCUGUUCUGUUGGAACUUGCAAUGUUAACUAAGUUGUUACAAAAAAUUUUCACAGAACAGUCACUUCUUUUCCUUCAACAUUCUUGUGGUUUAUCAAAAAGAUCAUUUUCAGGGGAAUGCACUCAGUAAUUGAACAGUACAUUUGGGCGUAGAUUUCCAUGGCCAUUGUUGCUGUCAAUAAUCCUUCAAAGUUUCAGUCAUUUGCAGUGAUGGCUAAAAUGUUGAAUCAUUUUACUAUGUAGUGAGUCUUACACCACAAAGACUUUCGUGGAACCAGAAUAACUCAGUUAUCAACAUGUUCAAUAUUCCAUCAUUUUUCAGGAGUGUAUCCAUGAUAUCAUUAACUCUUGUACUAAUAUUUUGGCUGACAACCUUUCACCUGUUCUCAAAGUGAGUUGCUCACAAGAUUAUUAAAACAUGAGUUUAAAGCGGCUUAAAAAUCUUGCAGGCAACUCAUCAGGAGAAUGGCUGGAAGGCUGUCAGCCAAUAUAUUGAUACAAAAGUUAAUAAUAUCCUGGAUGCACUCCUAAAAAAUGACAUAAUAUUUUACCUGCUAGCAAAACUUGAAGGAACACAUAUUUGAUAUUGCUUUCCCGGUAGCAUUUGACAUUAACUGAGUUUUGUGGGGCUGCUACACAGAUGAACAAUUUUCCUUACUUUGAGUAUUUUCAGCCAGUUCAUUUUAAAAGAUAGUUUCCCCUUAUUCCACAAUGGAUAUGAAGAAUGCCAAUUACAGUCCUACAUUACGUAAUAUAUAAUAAUUUCAUCUUGUAUCAUAUACUUUUGUUAUGAACCAUCAAAGCAUUUGAUUGUUAUGACUGGCUACAAUCCACUCAUUAUAUUGAUAUUAGAGGACCCAACAUCUUAACAUUCAUAGAGACUUCACACAUGCUGCGUAAUUCAACUUAAAAUUCAUACAUUGAUUAUUACUAUAUUUUCUUGAGGUUGAAAUAAUUGUACACAAAGUUAUUUUAAACAUUUAUAUUUAGCUGGGAUGUAGGUAUAGCAACAACUGAUAUUAUGUAUGAAAUCAUUACUGCAAAUUGUAACCAUUUGUGGUUAUUUGACACAAACUAAAACUUGCACAGAUUUACACAUGUCUAUGGACACAGUAUAACACACCACAUUCUAGUUAAGGAAUGUAGCAAUUUUUGCACUUUCUCACUAACUAAAAUGUUAUUCUCAUAGGUUAAACUGAAAUUUGUGUCAGGAAGUUUAUCUGGCUCUAGAAACAAUUACCAAAAGCAUUAUGCUUAAAUUCAUCAGACAACAUGAAACAGCAGCAUAAAAUAGGAAGUAGCAGCUACUUUGAUACAGACUUCAGUUUACAUUAUAGUAUUAGAUAUCAAGAGAAUGAACUGAGUUUUAUGUGUCACACAUUUUUGAAGUAAUAUUGAUCAUAAUUCUAAUUCUUGCUAUGAUCUAAAGAACGGAGGUUGUGAGUCACAAAUAUUGUGUCUUGUAAAUUAUCAAUGUUACUAGUUACAAAUUAUAUUUUUUUAUAAAAUUAUUAAUUGUAGAAACAGCUUUUCUCCAUGUUUAAUAUUUAUUUUCAUAAGUAUGGAGAACGUAAUCUUAGUAUGCAACAACCCUUCACUAAAUCAUUUUCUUCCAUCAAAAUCUACAGCUCAUUGUUUCAAUGUAAUGUUGAACGUAUUAAGUCACUAAUA